Osmerus eperlanus (European smelt) is the source of this 6151-nucleotide messenger RNA. RefSeq names its product signal transducer and activator of transcription 6, interleukin-4 induced (gene stat6). The record is from RefSeq and is a predicted model, not a curated record. Bases 306 to 2540 code for a protein of 744 amino acids. Gene Ontology annotation, biological process: defense response; regulation of cell population proliferation; cytokine-mediated signaling pathway. Lineage: Eukaryota; Metazoa; Chordata; Actinopteri; Osmeriformes; Osmeridae. The transcript is spliced from 21 exons. Gene Ontology annotation, molecular function: DNA-binding transcription factor activity, RNA polymerase II-specific; RNA polymerase II cis-regulatory region sequence-specific DNA binding.
UGAUUUUUUUCAGAAUCGGAGGUCCUCCUGUGAUGUUAGGGAAGUAGACACGACUAGACAGCGCUCCUUUUCUGUCGUUUCACCAACGUUAUAUUACCUGGCUAAAUUUGUUUCACUUUGUUUUAUUCAAACGGCAGUAUUGAGACCAGAACGUGCUAUAAGACAACUACGGUUGCUAAGAAAAAGUCAAUUCACACUUACUCGGAGUACAGAGUGAAACCAAGGAGGCGACGAAAGAACAAUCCCAAAUGUAAUUUGUAAUGUAUUGAACUGACGGUUUAAAAUUGCACACGCUCUGCUUGACUAUGGCACAGUGGACACAAAUGGAAAAACAAAUUCCCCUUCUGGACAACCAGACGGUCAAUUUUCUCUACCCUCCAAACUGCUUCCCCAUGGAAGUCAGGUGUUACCUGGCCUCCUGGAUUGAGGCACAGAGAUGGGAAGACUUUGACAUGGGGAACGUGGGGCAGGAACCCCAGGCCUUGGAACUGCUGGACAAGAUCAUCUCGUUCCUACAGAGCCAUGCCCAGACCAACCAGAACGUGGUGGAGAAGAUGAGGCUACAGCAUAUCAGCAGGGUCAUGAAUGUGUUUCAAUCCCAGCCUUUGGAAUUGAUGUUUACCAUCAGGGACUCCCUGAGGAAGGAAAGGUUUAUUCUAAGUCAAGUGCCUGCCCAGGAGCUGCCUCCUGCCCCGGUCCCCAACACCGGGGACGUGGACCACCUGGUCUGCAAGGUCCUGGAGAUCCAGAACUGUCGACAGCAGAUCCACCAGCUGCAGGAGGAGCUGAACUGGCAGAGGCAGAACUAUGAGAACACACAGGGUUCUCUCCAACAGAACCAAACAAAUGGGUUGGAUCCCCAGCACUCUGAGGUCAUUAAAGUGCAGAAUAACAUUCAGCAGCUAGAGUACAAUGGGCAAGCCAUGUCUAAGAAGCUUGUCCAGCUUCUGCAAGAGGCCGUGUGCAGUCUUGAGCAGUGUCAGGCUCAGCUCAUCAACAGGAUCAAGGCCUGGAGGUGGGAACAGCACCGCGCCACCAUCGGACACCCCUUCGAUGACAACCUCAGCCUUCUGCAGACCUUGUGUGAACAACUACUGGGGGUGAACGGGAAGUUAAGACAGGAAGUCAUGCUGGUGGGAGAGCCAAUCCCAGAGCUGCAGGAGGCUUUGGCACGGCUGCUGCAAUCCCUCAUCCAGAGCUCUCUUGUGGUGGAAAAGCAGCCUCCCCAGGUCAUCAAGACCCAAUCCAAGUUCUCCACCACUGUGCGCUAUUUGCUGGGGGAGAAGAUGGCUCAAGGAAAGCCUGUUCUGCUCAAAGCCCAGAUCAUCACAGAAAGCCAGGCCAGGAGUUUAGGCCCACUGGGCAGCAUGUCCAGUGAGAAUGUGGGGGAGGUGAUCAACAACACAGCCAUUUUGGAACACAACACAUCUAGCAAGAGCACCUGUGCCUCCUUCAGGAAUAUGUCAAUAAAGAAAAUCAAGAGAGCCGACAGGAAAGGAUCAGAGUCUGUGACGGAGGAGAAGUUUGCUCUCCUCUUCUCCACAGAAAUUAGCAUCACUGGCUGUGACACUCCUUACAAGAUCCAGAUGAUCACUGUUCCUGUGGUGGUGAUUGUGCACGGUAGUCAGGACAACAACGCAAUGGCAACCGUCAUAUGGGACUGUGCCUUCUCUGAGCCAGACAGGGCACCAUUUGUGGUCCCUGAGAGGGUGCCUUGGAAGAAGAUGUGUGUCACCCUCAACAGGAAGUUCAUGUCGGAGGUUCAGACCGAACGCUGCCUGGACACCUACAACCAGCACUUCCUCGCUCAGAAGAUCUUCGACAACCCUGACAUCCCAGGCGACUACAGUAACAUGCCUGUGUCAUGGGUCCAGUUCAAUAAGGAAGUGCUACCAGGACGACCUUUCACCUUUUGGCAGUGGUUUGAUGGGGUAAUGGAACUGUCCAAGAAACACCUGAAGUGCUACUGGACAGAUGGGCUGAUAUUUGGCUUCAUCGGGAAACAGCACCUCCACCUCAUUCUUAAAGACAAACCCACCGGCACCUUUCUACUGCGUUUCAGUGACUCUGAGAUUGGAGGCAUCACCAUCGCCUACGUUGCAGCCUCAGAGAAUGGGGGUCAGAAGAUCCAAAACAUUCAGCCCUUCACCAAGAAAGACCUGGAAAUCCGUUGCCUUGGCGAUCGCAUCCAAGACCUUGAGUUCAUCACACACGUCUAUCCAGAUUCCCCCAAAAACAAAGUCUUUGGCAAAUACUACACAGUGAACCAAGGGACUCCUAGUGGUGGAUACAUUGCUGUCUCCAUCCAGACCAAAGUGGAAACGCCAUCUGCGUCACCCACAGUUCCCAGUAUAUUGCCACCCAGUGAGUCCAUGGAUCCCAGAAAUGGAGCUGCGGGUAUGUCGCCCAUCUACCCCCAAACCAGUUGGACAUUCUCUGAUCACAAACCUCAGCAUCUCUUUAAUGACCCUGUCAGUACCAUGGAACAGGCCCAGGACAUGGAUCUGGAGGAUAUUCUGGGGGAGAUCUACCAGGAUUGAGAGUGACUCAGUGGAGGGGACCGUUUCACCACAACAGAGCAGGUAGCAGCUUGAACCGUGUCUGUUCAGCCACUCUGGGAACUAAGAACAGCUCAUUGGAGGGCCCUGGCCCCACAUCAGGUUCAAUAUCGGUCUGCUGCCACACUAAAGGAGAGACAAUGUUCUGAGGACAACAAACGUAUAUGAUCAAAAGACAUCUUCGUAAUGGAAUGGAGUUGACCAAAUGAUAAGUUCUUGCUCUCCAUUUCAUUGCCUUUUCCAGUCUCGUCACCUACGAUGGUUGAUUUGUAACUGUACACAUUGGAGCACCUAAAGACUUAAUAUUGUCGUUAUCUUCUGGGGUGAUAUGUUUAGUCACUUUACAUUUCCAUUCGGAAGCCAUACAAACCCUUUCCCAGUGCACAUUUAUUCCAGAUUUUAAAAAAAAUAUUCUUGUAAAUACAUUUUUUUUGUUCUUUUUAACUUAGAAAUAUAAUGUUCUGCAUUACACAUAACCUGAAUUAUAGCUCGCCUACAGGUUUUUGCCCACAGCCAUAGUAAAAUGAUGCUAUAGUGAAGGGAUUUUGCAAUACAGAGAAGCAGUAGAGCCACCUACAUAGGAACAUACAUCUGAUUUUUCCAUCACAAGUGAAGCACCACUAUGCUACUGACUUCUUUUUAAUAUGAAACCUUGUUUUAAUAAGAAUAUAAUUAUUAUGUUGUUGCAUUUUGGAAAUAUUUUUUUUUUGAAAUAGUUGAAAUCCUGAUGUGUUGUUAUCAAAAGUUAUCCAUGGUAACUUUUGUUUUCAUAUUCCACCCUUUUUUAAGUCGAUUAUUUUUUGCUUAUCCUGGAAAAAUGUGUGCUGAUUCUUUUAUCCAUCGUCUUAACUUUUAAAGUGUGUUCUGUUGGCUAAUGCCAAAAGUAUUAUAGUCACCGUGUUAGUCAUGUAGCUGGUAAUCCAUCUAUGCAUUGUGCAUCAAUGUUUCUUUCAAAGGGUGCAAAGAGAUAAAUUAACCCGUGCUAUAUCAGAUUGAACUGUGGGGUGAACUUAUACAUUUGUAUGUUAAAUAUAACAUUUUGGGUAUGAAAUAUAGCUGUUUUCGUUCAAUAAUACCACACACAAACUAUCUUUCCUUCACUCUCUCCUUGUGUCAGUGCAUUCCUAAACAGGGACUUCUGGGGGAUAAUGGGAGUGCAUACAGUAUAUAGUAUCAUGUUAGAGUAGGGGUGAAAAUGACAAUGUUCAAAUUAGUUUCAAACUAUAAAUAUAUUAUUUAAAUAUGAUAAAUAAUUUUAAGAGACUUUCAAAUUCCCUUAUGUAUAAUCACAUUUUCCCCACUUUUACUGCUCUUGCCAGUAAAUGGUAAAUGGUUUGAUGUUUCUUAGAAAUACAUUCUAAAUAGCAGGACAAUAAACCUACAUGACAAUACCAUAUAGUUUCAUUAUCAGUCAUUAUCCCUGUUUUUGCAGUUUGUAGCAGGCACUGUUUUUGCAUGCAAUAAUAUUUGUUUAUGUCUUAAUAUUUAAAUCAACACAAUGUUUUGUACCCUUUCUUGGUCUCACAGUAGAAGCCAGCAGUGCAGACAUGGAACAGAUAUUGUUACUUAUAAAACAUAAACAGGAGAGGAUCCCCUGAUCCCAUGGAUAAAGAACUUUGCAUCACCCAGAUAAAAGAAGCAGUUGUUAACAAAAUGCAUCCAUAAAGCCACAUCUCAAUCCUGAUCAUCUCUGUAGUAAGUCAUUAUCAAAAAUAUAAAUUCAACAUUUCUUUUUAGAUUUUUAUUUAUUUACACAAAAUAGUUUUGCUGUGUCAAUAUUUAUUUACAUUAAAUUGGAUAUUAUAGCUAGUUUGGAUGCCACUGCAAAUUGUUUAACCAAUCAGCAAGAUUACAUUAGCUUAUCAAGCUGUGUGACUGAAUGGACUUACAGAGAUGUUUUGUGAUAAUAAACUAAUUGGAAGCUAUUUCAAAAAGCAUAAUGGGAUGCUACCGAUAAGUAUACUUCUCAGAAAGUAACCUAUAUCAAAUCUGGGAUUGAAAAGGUUGAUCUAAAACUCAACUGAAAAUGUCACCCCACUAAGACACAUAAUAUAUAACUAUAGCCUAUCCAUUGUUGUCCUAAAUAUCAGUCUAAAAGAACAAAACAGGCCAAGACAGACAGAUUAAUCAUAAUUUAAGGAAACUUUCAACAUAUAACAACAAAUCUACAAUAUUCGUAUUAUGAAAGUAUGUCUAAGGUUCUAGAUCGGACCCAGGCAUAUUGGUAUAGCACGUUUUGCUUUUCAUUCGUAAUCCAAUGGCCAAAGAGGAGACAUUUUAAAGCUUGAAUAUUAUAUUGUCUAUCCAUUCAGUCUUAAACAGUCAUGGUAAAUUAAAAAAGAAAACUUUACACUGUACAUCACAAAGCUUUUUUUUUAAAUGAGAAUAAGAAACUAAUUCACCUACUGCCGAGGGAUCUAACUGUGAAAUCAGAUGAAUUUAAUAUUAAAAGAGAAUCAUAUAUAUAUAUCCGGUUCAGUAUAUGCUCUACCAACUGAACAAGAUAAAAUGCUUCAGUUGCUGGAGUUCUGUAGUCCUUCCCCCUCCCCUCCAUCACUCACCUGUAGCCUGCAGCCUCGGCUGUUCUCUCUGCAGAGCAGGACAAAAUGGCUGCCUUGGAAACAAAAGGAGGUAAAGGUGAACGCAGGAGAGAUGGGGGGCGGGUGGUAGAGGAGGAAGCCAUCAGCCAACUUUGGAAACCUCACCUUUGAGUGUCCUUCCCUCGUCAGCAGAUACUAUGAAUUUACAGGUGCACAUUUACUGCCCUGUACAAAAAUAAACUCAAAACGAGUUGCCUCAAUGUAGUCUUUUCUCUAAAGUCAGAGAUGGGCCGUGUACACUGGAAAUCUGAAAUCGAGUACUCGCCCCUGUAGACAAAGCACCAGGUGUUUGCCAACACCAGCAAGAAGCCACUUCAUCAUCAUGCACUCACUUUGUGGUUUGUCAACCAACAUUUGUCAAGUUAUAUAUAGAACACAGUCAAUUACAAAACAACCCAUUCCACAUAAGUCAGCUGCAGUUGUUCUCUCGUUAUCACGGAACUAUCAAAAAUAAAAACCAAUUCUGCUAUCACACAUCUGUACAUUAAACCUAGCAUUACUGUUGCUGAAAGAGUAAAGCUUUAAUGACAGUAAGCGCAUCCUGUCCACAAAUACUGCAUAGGAACCACUUUCUUCUGAGGCAUUUAACAGAUAAAUAUCUAAUUAAGUGAAUUUAGUUGUAAAUUGUACAAUUUCAAGUAUAUAUGUUGAAAUGGUAAGAAAAGACCAGAUGGUUUUGUGUGUUGUGUGUUUAUUUUCAGACUGUAUAAAUGUAACUGUGUGCGUGCUCCCCUAAAAGAGACACAGACUCGGAAAUAAAAACAUAACAAGUUGUAAAAAGACUUAAUCUUCAAGGCAAAACUCUAAGGGCUGAUGGGAAAGGGGAGCACUCUAAAGUCUUGUGAAACAAAAUCUCAACCGUAGCAAAACCAAUGAGGGAAGAGGACAUGUUUUUGUUCCUCUUAAAAUACUUUGAUUGGUUGCAUGGUAAAUAAAAAUAACAAAGCAUGAUACGAACACAGGAUUGUGGCGAUGAAAAAGCCCAAAAUAAAA